Dentiscutata erythropus is the source of this 1885-nucleotide messenger RNA. The record is from the annotation of a GenBank genome assembly. NCBI's taxonomy places the organism in Eukaryota, Fungi, Glomeromycota, Glomeromycetes, Diversisporales, Gigasporaceae.
AUGCUUCUUUCUGGUUCUAAGAUAGUGGCAGACGUUCUCAUAAACACUGGCACGGUACUCCCACCAAUUGCUCUUGCUGCUAUAAUAUUUAAAGAAAUAAUUAAUUUAACUGAAAGAGCAGGGCAUAAUAAAACAAUUUGUAAUAGAUUAGCUGAUCGCAUACGUGUUGCAAACCAGGCGCUUGACAAAAUUAGUAUAAAAGAUGAAAAUGACCUGGCUUUAAGAGCUUAUGUUCGUUCGAUAGAAAAAUGUAAAAAUUUCAUUGAUAAAAUUAGCAAGUCUUCGCCAUUUAUGAAAUUAAUUGCUGCUCGCGAGAUCGAAAAUAAUUACAAUGAAAUUACUAAAGAAUUCGAUUCAGCAGUUUCACAAUUAGGACUAUCGACAUGUCUUCGAACGAAUAGAGAUAUUGAAGACGAUCAAAGAAUAUUCCAUGCUGAUAUUAAAACAUCACUUCAAGUCAUAGAAGAAGUUAUGCAGGACAUAUUUGAAAGUGGAAUGAAUAAUACCGAGAAACUUAAUGCACUCGGUAAUAAAAUAGACGUGAUUCAAUUAGCCAUUACCAACGAUAAAAGUACUGAAGCAGACAGAAUCUUUAAAAAUUCACAAAUUUCCGGACAACAAAUUACAGAUCAUAUAGAAAACGGAAAGGAAGUGAAACGUGGCGAUGGACAGAUUGUUAAAAAAAUCAUGAGUGGAGUACAGCCAGUUGCUCAAAAGGAGAUCGCAUAUAUCGCGACUUUAAAAGGUUCAGAUAAUAGUGCGAAUGAGAAUCAAGCUGAAAAAAUUGAAAAAAUUGAAAAGCAGGUCUCAAUUCUUACUGAAUUGAAAAAUUGCUUGAAUAUAAUAACUUUCUAUGGCACAACUCAGGUUAACGGUAAAUUAUAUAUUAUUUCGGAAUGGGCAGAGAUGGGAGAUCUCAACGCAUACUUGAGAAAUACUCCGGACUUGGAAUGGGACUUUAAACUAAGGAUAGCUUCCGAGAUCGCAAGUGGUUUAGCAUUUUGUCAUUUCUGUGACAUUUUACAUCAUGAUAUAAGAAGUUUUUCAAUUGUGCUUUGGGAGCUGGCAUCUCAACAAAUGCCUUUCUCAGACGUUACCAACGUACCAGAGCUGGUUAACUGUGUUACGAUAAAAGAAGAUCGACCACCAAUAGUAAGUGGUACACCUGAGGCUUACGAAAAGAUAAUGAAACAAGGAUGGAGCCCACAACCAAUUCAGCGACCAACUGCUGAUGCGAUGUUUAGAGAAUUAAAAGCUCUUGUUAGACCUUCAGUUCAAAGGACUAAUAGUACUGAUCUUGAAUCAAUCAUGCAUAUUCGACAUGAUUCAGUACUUUCUUCAUUAGAAUCCGAUAUUCAAUCUGAAUCAAACAUAAUGGAAGAUGACUUUUUUGAAAUUCUCGAAGUUAAACCUGAUUUUCCGGAUAUUAAUGAAGCCAAGAGGUUACAUGGUGAAAAAAAAUAUGGUGAAGCUUAUAAAAUCUUCAAAUAUCACGCAGAUCAUGGAGAUGCUGCAGCGGAAUUUUAUGUUGGAUAUUAUUUAAUUUCAGGUGAUCAUGAAGUGGCACAAGAAAAAGAAUUAGCGGUAGAAUAUUUUCGUCGUUCUGCAGAAAAAAAUGUUCCAGACGCACAAUUUAGAUAUGGUGUGGCUUUACUUAGUGGAGAAGGUGUUAAAAAAAGUGCAGAAAAUGAUAAAAUUGCUAUAGAGUAUUUAGAAAAGGCAGCAGUUCGCGGAAAUAUAAAUGCAAUGUUUAAUUAUGGGGAUUUAUUGAUUAAUGGUGCGCAUGGAGUUCGACAGGAUUUAACUGAAGGCUCACGUUGGUUGAUAAAAGCACAUCAGAAAAAACAUCCUCAUGCGUUUAAGAAAUUAUCAGAAAAAUAUAAGA